UUAUUAGUUGGAGCUCCUAAACGAGGCGGCCCUCUCCUCGUGCGCGUGGGUGCGGCAGCAAUACAAGGUGCGGGAGCAGGCGGCGGCGGCGGCGAGGGUUUCGCUGCUCCCACAGCGCACGCAGCGGCGACGCGAUCGCAGCUCGUCGCAGCCGGAUCGAGAAGGAGGGGGUGGAGGCGGCGCCUGUGGCGGCGACGGGAGCGCCAUGAAGGGCGGCGGAGGGAGGCAGCCCUACGCGGCGGCGGACGGGGCGGACGGGGCGGUGAUCCCGGCGGCCUCGAGGAAGAUGGUGCAGAGCCUCAAGGGGAUCCUGGCCGACCGCUCCGAGGCCGAGAUCUACGCCACGCUCUGCGACUGCGGCAUGGACCCCGACGUCGCCGUCGAGAGGCUCAUCUCCCAAGAUACUUUUCAUGAAGUGAAAAGAAAGCGAGACAAGAAAAAGGAGACCAAAGCUUCUCAGGAAACAAGGCCUCGACCAUUCCAUAAGUCUUUAUACCGAGGGUAUAAGGCUAGUUCAGAUCGAAGUGGGCGUUUUCAAGCUGGAUUAGGAGCAGACUCGACGGUUGGUGGUAAAGGCUCUGUCAAGAAAGAAGCAGAAUUCCAUGCUCCACCAAACUCAUCAGUCUUGGAUGUCAAGACAAGCAGUCCUGCAGAAACAACUUCUGCUACUAGCAAUGUUUCUCAAGCUGAUGCGAAGCACACCACUUCCCAGCCCCCAUCUCAAGUGCAGCAUGGUUGGGGUAUUCCAGGUCGCCCUUCCAUGGCUGAAAUAGUGAAAAUGGGCAGGCCUCAACCUAAAGUUGUGAGCAGAUCGGUUGCAAGUAGCAUUGCCUUUCCAGCUGUUAGUGAUUCAGUCAUUUCCAAUACACCAAAUCAUACACCCAAGGAAUACAAUAACACUGUUUUCACAUCAGAAGUAGGCCAGGGCACAUCAGAUAUAUUACCAAAUGGUGCUAUUGAGGUGUGCUCAUUUGAUAUAUCACCUCCAGCAGAGAGAGCAGAUGUGGCAGCUCCUUCCAUGAAUACAAACGCACAAGGUUCAGCAACUCAAGAUCUCAACGAAGAUGGCAUUGAAAAAGAGACAGAUUUAGAGGAGGGUAAUGCAGAAAGUUUGACAAUUUCUGGACAAUUUUCUGCUUCUGGUAAAGAUGUACUAUCAGAACAUACUGCAAGUCCCACUCAUCUGGACAAUGGCUCAAUAGAGAAAACAGAUGACUUUCAGUCCAAAGGUCUUUCAUUUGAGCAUAACCAAAAUUCAAAUGGAGACAUGUCUACUGCAACCAAACAAUUUGACCAUUUGACUCUGCAUGAAGGGACAAAAUCGUCUGAUGAUAAUCCGGCUGUAAUAAUCCCCGAUCAUCUUCAGGUUUCAAAUGCUGAUUGUGCACACUUGACGUUUGGUAGUUUUGUGUCUGGAACACUUGAUGCAUCUGUGUCCAUAAAACCUCUCGAUAGUCAUGGGGAGGUUGCGACAGUGCCCGAUAACCAUUCAAUCGAUCAGUCAGAUGCUAGAAUCCACGAGGAUGAAAGCAAGGCGUCCGUGACACCUGCAGCUAAUGAGUAUGUUGCUUCUGCAACAAACAGCAACAUGGAGGAUCUUGAUGUUGCAUCGGUACAACAGUCUGAAGUGACAAGAUACAAUUUCAUGGAUGCCACAAACAACACCGAGUACAAUCUAUCAUCAACCUCUGAUUAUGCAACUUCAAAUGCAGUGCAGCAAGAUUCUGUUUCACACACUUAUCUACAGGAAAAUCGACAAUUGCAAAACAUUUCUCCACUCUCAAGCUUUAUGCAAAUACAAAAUGGUCUACUGCCACCAGCAAUUCCGCCUUUGCGUGAAUUUGAUCCAGCACUCUCGCUAUUGCUCACUAACCCUCCUACAAUGAUUCAUGGUACAACGUCAUCGUCCAUGAUCAACGCAACUAUUUCUACACAGCCGCAAGAGAAUGUCAAUCCAGGCGGUUUACCCAACCCUCAAUUGACUCAAUCUCAGCCAAGCACAAGCAUUACUUCAGGGCCUCCUCUCCCUCAGCAUAUUGCCCUUCAUCCUUAUGCUCAAGCGGCAACUCUUCCUCUUGGGUAUGCAAGCAUGAUUGGCUAUCCAUCUCUGCCACCAAGUUACGCAUAUAUACCGCCUGCUGCUUUUCAGCAACCAUACAUAAAUAGUGGUCUAUUCCACCAAGCAGCAGCUGCAGUUCCCAACUCCAGCAUGAAAUACCCUCUUCCACAGUACAAAAGCAACAUUGCCCUUGCUAGCUUACCACAGCCAGCAUCUAUGCUCUCAAGCUAUGUUGGAGGCUUUGGAACUGCAAACAACAUGCCUGGAAAUUUCACUCUGAACCAAAGCACAGCAUCAGCAACCACAACUCUUGGGUUCGAUGGAACGGUCUCCUCACAGUACAAAGAUGGAAAUCAGUUCAUUUCUCUUCAGCAGAGCGAGAACCCUGCAAUGUGGAUGCAUGGAGCUGGCUCACGAGCAAUGCCCCCUCUUGCAGCCAAUACCCUGUAUGGCUAUCAUGGGCAGAGUCAUCAGGCUGGCCUUCGGCAGGGCCAGCUACCUUCACAGUUUGGCACCGCGCUUGGGCAGUCACAGCCAGGCCUGGGCCCUGAACACCGAAACCCUAGUGAUAGUAACUUAAGUGCUGCUGCUCAGGCUAACCCAAUGUGGCCAAAUAGCUACUGAUCCAUCCUUCUAAACUGUCCUGAGGGCGGCGGUCCUUCUGUGUGUGCGCGACGCCGGAGAAGCCGUGCACUCGAAUAGCAACCGUGUACAUGAGGCCCGGGAGAUACAUGUUCGAGCACUGUGCUACUUGUAGCGUUUCUAGGAUGGCCUAAAAUUGUAUCUCGAUCUAUUUAUUCGUAAUCUGGUAGAAAAAGACAGUUAUUUCUAUUUAUUCUUCUUUUUGUCGUUUACAUAUCUUGUGACAGUAAACCCGAAAUAUCUAACAAAGCAGCACCAUUAUUUUUCGAGGAAGCAAAA
Phragmites australis (common reed) is the source of this 2980-nucleotide messenger RNA. RefSeq lists its product as uncharacterized. The coding region runs from base 206 to 2683 and encodes 825 amino acids. The record is from RefSeq and is a predicted model, not a curated record. The transcript is spliced from 10 exons. Gene Ontology annotation, molecular function: protein binding. Lineage: Eukaryota; Viridiplantae; Streptophyta; Magnoliopsida; Poales; Poaceae.